Molecule: messenger RNA, 2271 nt
Organism: Diabrotica virgifera virgifera (western corn rootworm)
Lineage: Eukaryota; Metazoa; Arthropoda; Insecta; Coleoptera; Chrysomelidae
Product: nose resistant to fluoxetine protein 6-like
Exons: 13
Coding region: 49-2049 (666 amino acids)
Molecular function (GO): acyltransferase activity, transferring groups other than amino-acyl groups
Source: RefSeq, a predicted model, not a curated record
CAGUUUAAAAAAAAUUUGUCUUCUCGUACAAUCAUUGGUACAAUCUCAAUGAUUAGUGAAAUUUUCAUGUUGAAGAAGAAUAUGAAGUUCUUCAUUAUUUUUUUGUUUUUUAUUAUAACUCUGGUGAAAUCGCAUAGGGAUGUAGCUGAAACUGAUGUAGCACAUUCGGAUGUAGCUGUCUUACAAGAUUACAAUAAAUGGACAACAGCUAUACGUAGUUUACUAGAUAAUAAAACACUCUCCAGCGAAUGUUCAAAACAGUUUGACGAACUUUUUAAGAAUGGCCAAGCUGAUCUGUGGAACUUUUUCGACGCCACUUCCAAGUUUCCUUGGAGCGGUCUUGCCGUCAGCUCAUAUGCUGACUUUGGAAAUUAUCCUCAAUGCAUGCAAAUAAAUCAUAUUUACUCCGGAGGAAGAAUAAAGGGAAAAUACUGUGUAUUUGGAUUAGCGAUACCAUCCUUGAAGGCAGAUUUAAGCAAUAUUAAUGUGGAUGAUUUCUUCAAAUUAUCGGUAUGCAUGCCAGACGCUUGUUCUGCAGAUGAUUUCAAUAAAAUAAUUAUUUUACCUUUAUUUAAUGAUCAAGAAUGUCAUACGCAAGAUGAUUUAGAUGAAUAUACUCCUGGAGACAAAGCUAUACUCGUAGUGCUGUCAAUUUUUGCAGUUAUUCUAGCCGUAUCAACUAGCUACGAUGUAUAUUUGGUGAAAACUGGUAAAAAGAGUUCCCAUCCUUUAUUUUUGGCCUUCUCCGUUUAUACAAAUUGCCGUAAAAUAAUAACAACAACCAAAAAAAAUAGGGAGCAGAUUCAAAUUUUUAAUGGAAUAAAAUCUAUUAGUAUAGCUUGGAUCAUCGCUGGCCAUGGAUUUAACGGUUGGUUAGUUAACGUAGCUAACUACGAUUACGUUAAAAUAGAGCAGAGAGCCAUCACCUUCUUUUAUGCAAGCGGGGCACAAAUGGCGGUGGAUUCAUUUUUUUUCAUGAGUGGAUUUCUCUUAGCUUAUCUGUACAUGAAACAGAAAAACAAACCAUUGAGUAUACAGUUGAAGACUUUACCAUAUUCAAUCCUACACAGGUACAUCAGAUUAACUCCAGCUUUGGCUAUGGUAUAUUUUUUCCAAACCACAAUAAUCAAACAUAUGAAUGACACCCCCGUUUAUUAUGCACUCAACAAACGAGUCAUUGAAACUUGUCGUACACAUUGGUUGUCAUUCUUUUUAUAUCUUCAAAAUUAUGUUAAUUACGAUGAUGUUUGUGUCAUACCGAGCUGGUAUUUAUCAGCAGAUAUGCAGUUGUUCAUAAUUGCUAAUAUAAUCUUAAUACCAUUAUCUGUAAUACUUGCGAAAAGCAGCAAAAACUUCAAAUUAGUAAUGGGAAUUUGCUGGACAUUAAAUAUAUUAUUUACUGUAUUACCCUUAGCUGCUAGACUUAUAUGGACAGAAUACGACAAUCCAUACGAUACACAUUCUAGAAUUAUUGACUACAGCAUUGGUAUAAUGAUGGGAAUCUAUAUACGUGAAACGAAGAGUAGCAAAUAUUUAGUGAAAUCUAAGAUCGUGAAUUUUGUUAUAUGGAUUAUUGUGCUCACUUCAAUGGGUGCUUGCGCUAUUCUAUAUCAAGAGGUUGUUUAUUCAUUAAGAUACUCUCAGACUGUUCAAGCUUUCUACUACAGUUUUUCAAGACCAAUCUGGUGUCUAGGAUUAAGUUGGAUAACAUACUCUUGUUAUCAUGGUUACGGAGGAAUAGUUAACUGGAUCCUAAGCAGACCAAUCUUGCAAAUAACGGCCAAGUUGUCUUACUGUAUGUAUCUUGUACAUGGAAUUGUCUUAACGCUCGUUUCUACGCAGUUUAGUACUAGGUUAACUUUUAGCCAUUAUAAUGCGUUCAAGUCAUGGUGUGCAUUUUUUAUAGUAACACUGGGUUUCUCAUUCAUUUGGACCUUAACUUUUGAGUCUCCUCUUGUAAUAGUAGAGAAAUAUGUAUUUGGAGGAAGGGCGCAUUCUAAGAAACAGAGACACGCUGAUAAUAAUAAUAAAGGACCAAAAACUGCCUGAUUGAAAUCUUAGGAAACCUAUUUACUGGAUGUUGUUCUGAAGCUAUUUCCUUGUGGCAUUUUUAUAAUUACGUAUUUUUUUAUGGGAAAUAAGCCACAAUUUUACUAAAAAAUGAAUUUAUUAACUAUUUACUGGAUGUAAGAAAAAUUGUAGAAAUUUAUGUUUACAUUUACACAUAUUUUUGUAAAAAAAUAUUUUAAAUAAAAUUAUUUUUGUCUUUUU